Messenger RNA from Chlorocebus sabaeus (green monkey), 2961 nucleotides. It is a transcript of the gene CFAP97, whose product is annotated as cilia and flagella associated protein 97. Gene Ontology annotation, biological process: spermatogenesis. The record is from RefSeq and is a predicted model, not a curated record. NCBI's taxonomy places the organism in Eukaryota, Metazoa, Chordata, Mammalia, Primates, Cercopithecidae.
GCCCGCCGGGAGGGCCGCGCGAGGCCCGGCGUGCGCCCCCGCCUCUGCCGAAGCGCCCGGCCCCGCGCCGCCCCUCCUUUCCCUUUCCGCUCUCUCCGCCUCCGGAAGCGCGGGCGCGCGGCGCCGGGAGCCCGUUCAGGGUCGCGGGAGUGCGCCAGCGCCGCGCGUGGGGCUGUGGCGGCCGGGGCUCUCAGGUGAGGGGCGCGCGAGCGGGUCCUGCCUCCCUGCUCACGGGGUGCCCGACACGCUCCCUUUCCGUUCGAAUCCGUUUCCCCGCUCCGGAGCCCAGGCGGCGGCGAGUACUCGGGAUAUAUUUUUGCCAUCAUGGAUCAGUUUGGAGAUAUAUUAGAAGGUGAAGUCGACCAUUCUUUCUUUGACAGUGACUUUGAAGAAGGAAAGAAAUGUGAAACUAACUCAGUUUUUGACAAGCAAAAUGAUGACCUGAAGGAAAGAAUAGAUAAAGAUACAAAAAAUGUGAACUCGAACACUGGAAUGCAAACAACAGAAAAUUAUCUUACUGAGAAGGGAAAUGAAAGAAACCUGAAACUUCCCCCAGAACACCCUGUAGAGAACGAUGUUACACAAACUGUAAGUUCUUUCUCAUUGCCAGCCUCUUCAAGAUCAAAAAAAUUGUGUGAUGUUACAACAGGACUUAAAAUACACGUGUCCAUUCCAAGUAGAAUUCCCAAAAUUGUAAAAGAAGGUGAAGAUGAUUACUACACAGGUGGAGAGGAAAGUAGUGAUGAUGGGAAGAAAUACCAUGCCAAGUCCAAGUCCACCAAACCAUCUACCAACGUUAAAAAAAGCAUAAGGAAAAAGUAUUGCAAAGUUAGCUCCUCUUCCUUCUCCUCUUUAUCUUCCUCAUCUUCAAGUUCAAGCACAGAUUGUUUAGAUGCAGCAUCUGAUAGCCAUCUAUCUGAUUCAUCUCCAUCAUCCAAGAAACAUGUAUCUGGUGUAACCCUCCUGUCACCAAAACCGAAGUAUAAAUCAGAAAUAAAAUCGACAGAAACACAGCCUUCAAGUAUGACACCAAAAUGUGGCCACUACCCUGAGGAGUCUGAAGAUACUGUGACCGACGUAAGUCCCUUAUCAACUCCAGACAUUAGCCCUCUUCAGUCUUUUGAACUGGGCAUAGCAAAUGAUCAAAAAGUGAAAGUUGAAAAGCAAGAAAAUGUGAGCCAAGAAAUAUAUGAAGAUGUUGAGGAUUUGAAAAAUAAUUCAAAAUAUUUGAAAUCAGCCAAAAAAGGGAAAGAAAAACAUGAGCCUGGUCUGUCCUCAAAGUCGUCUUCAGUGUUAGACUCCAGUUUGGAGCACAGACAUAAACAAAAAGUCUUACAUGACACAAUGGAUCUGAACCAUCUUUUGAAAGCUUUUCUGCAAUUAGAUAAAAAAGGACCACAAAAGCAUCACUUUGAUCAACCUUCAGUAGCACCUGGGAAAAACUACUCUUUCACAAGAGAAGAGGUGAGACAGAUCGAUCGGGAAAAUCAGAGGCUUUUGAAAGAACUGUCAAGACAGGCGGAAAAGCCAGGAAGCAAAAGUACAAUUCCUAGAUCAACUGAUCAUCCCCCAAAGUUAUAUCACAGUGCUCUCAACAGACAGAGGGAACAACAAAGGAUUGAGAGAGAAAACUUGGCUUUAUUGAAAAGGCUUGAGGCUGUGAAACCAACAGUAGGUAUGAAACGCUCAGAUCAACUGAUGGACUAUCAUCGCAAUAUGGGCUAUCUCAGCUCAUCACCACUGUCAAGACGAGCCAGAUCCACUCUCGGCCAAUACAGCCCAUUAAGAGGAGCUUCCAGGACAUCCAGUGCUACGAGUGGUCUCAGUUGUAGGAGUGAGCGAUCAGCUGUUGACCCCUCCAGUGGCCACCCUCGAAGAAGACCUAAACCCCCUAAUGUCCGUACAGCUUGGUUAUAAAACACUUUUUUUUACUUUAAACAUUGUUCACACAACUUUUAUUGAAGUGCUCAUGCUAUUACGAUAAUUCUCUGUGUAAACAUCUAUAAUACCGUUUAGCAAUUUAAGGUGUACAACAGUGCGUUGUAAUUUAUUGUUAUUCAGUGCAAAAUUAUUGUCAAAAAGACGAUUUAAUGUAAAAAGUGUUUCCUGAGGAUGUAUUCAUAUAAGAUGUGUUCUUAAUAGAGAAAUUGUGGUAUGCAUGUGUAUCUUCUCAUUAUAGAAAUUGAUUCCAUUGUCAUGCUGUCAAAAUAGUAAUGAUAGUAUCAUUGCAUGUUGUACCCAAGAUGUUCACUAUAUAGUUUUCAAUUUGUGUUAUUUUCAUUUGUUUAUAAGCGUUAUACCAUGAGCUUAGCUCCUAAAUUUGGCUGGCUUUGUUUUUCAUCUGCUUUAGAACUUACGUGGCAUGGCGUAGCUUGAUUGUAUGAGAUUGAACACUGAUUAUGAAACAAAUCUUGAAAUGUGUUUUCAUUGGUAGAGCUGAUCUAGAUUUGAUGAGCAGAUUGAGAGACGCUUCUAUUGGAGCAAUUCUUGUAAUUCACCAGAGGUAUCUAGUUAUUGUAUAAGUGCACUGAGUGUUAGAUCUUAAAAGUUUGAUCAACCAUUCCAAACCAUUUCAAAUACGAAUAUUAGAAAGUUCAACUUAGAAGCUUCCCUUUGUGUUUUUAUGCAUUCCGGUAAAGUCGUAUUUAUGAUUCUUAGAAAUGAGGUAGGUUUUAGAGCUACAGUCUUCUAACUUGUGACUAGUUUAAGGACCACAUCAGUUGCAUCAUAAGCAAAACCUAUAGUAUUUGUUGAAUCAGUGAAAUGGCACUAUCAGCAUGAAGAGCCAAGAAGCAGAUCCUGAGGGUGCUGGACAAUGUUUUAGGUAAUUCAGUAUUUACUGUGUUAUUAGAGAAGACCUAGCAUAAGAAAGAAAUGCUUUAGAAAUUCCAGUAAGUAUUUAUAAGGCCUGAAAAAACUAAAAUUUGAACAAAAAGGGAAAUAAAUCACACGUUUGCUGAG